This is a messenger RNA of Exophiala viscosa, 2286 nucleotides long. RefSeq names its product gamma-tubulin complex component protein. The record is from RefSeq and is a predicted model, not a curated record. The coding region runs from base 1 to 2286 and encodes 761 amino acids. Gene Ontology annotation, molecular function: microtubule minus-end binding; gamma-tubulin binding. Gene Ontology annotation, biological process: microtubule nucleation; cytoplasmic microtubule organization; mitotic cell cycle. NCBI's taxonomy places the organism in Eukaryota, Fungi, Ascomycota, Eurotiomycetes, Chaetothyriales, Herpotrichiellaceae. Gene Ontology annotation, cellular component: spindle pole; centrosome; gamma-tubulin complex. The transcript has a single exon.
AUGCUUCAUGAAAUCCUCUUGUCGUUAUCCGGAGUCCAGUCGCCUAUCUGGGCUCAAGGUCAUGCGCCGGGAGACUUAGAUGCAAAGACCUUCAACCAAUAUGUAUCGCUACCAGAGCGGGCAAUGUUAGAGAGCCUUGCCCACCUCCAAGAGUUGCAUGUUCAAGUGAAAGAUGCUACGGCACGAUUUGCGAAGACACACGAGUCCAUGGUCUGCCGAGCUGUCAGCGCUUCGAUAGAAGAUGUCCACCUGGGCAACUUUAUGGACAAGGUCAUUCAAGUCGAGACCUCAGUACUCAAGAAAGAUGCCGCCUACGUCGGUGCCUACGGCAUUGUCCCCUUGAGCACGAUUACUUCCGACUUCGCCCCAUGGACAAGAAGGCUAGAGUGGUUGAUGGCUGUAGUGGGACGACUGAAUGCGAGCUCCCAGCAAAGGAGGACUACCGCACCGGACAUUCUGGAUUUCCUGGAGAAAGAGACCCAUACGGGCUACUCGGAUAUCGAAGAAAUGGCCGUUGCUCUCUUGACUGUGGCGCAACGAGCUUGGAUGCGCAUUGCUUCGCUCUGGAUACUAUAUGGAAAACUUUCCAGAUCCGGUCCGCACGAUUUUUGUGUCAAGGAGAAUCCGCUGGCCUCAUCAACAAUAGACACAUUCUUGCUCGAUCAGUCGUUGGUCCCUAGAUUGGUCAACUCCACAGCAGCGCAGGCUUUAUAUUCGACGGGCACUGCACUAAAUCAGCUUCGGUCACAUGGGAAGCCUGCCACCUCUUCCUUGAAGACCUCUUCUGAUCCAGCCAUGGCACUUCUACCUCGCCAUCUGAAGCUUCUGGAGAGCCUCGAGUACCCUCUUAAUCCGCCCUUACUGGAGAACGUCUUGCUAUCCAUCAACGGCUCUCUUUCUGAAAAUGCACUGUCCCAAGUCCUUCCUCGCGCCUUGGUCAUGCGACUACUUCAGGUGAUUUUGCGCUACGUCCUUCUUGACCAUGGAGAGUUCGCGGUCUCCUUGGUGGGGCACGCCGACGACCGUGUGAUGAAGCGCCAGCACACACAGAUUACUGCGCAGCCGGUUCGAAAAAUUGGCAAAUUGGACGAUCUAGCAAUCAAAGAUGCUGAGAUCAACAGCAUUUUGAGUAAAACGAUGGCAGAGUUGGCUGCAUUGGGGGUGGAUGACGAUGUUGAAGAAGAUGUCUCCCUUUUCGCAAAGCAGAUCUUAUCCCUCAGGACAGUGGAUGUCGAAAAUGAUUCUCACAUGCUCUCAACACUAUUACCUACAACAACAUUCCUCUAUAUCACACUCCAGCCAUCCUCACCAUUACAUAUCUUCUUGUCUCCUCAGGACACUGAAGUCUACGCCCUGCUGAACGCAUACCUCCUUUCCAUCUACAGAGCAGGUCUUCAUCUGUCCGGACUCUGGAAGUUGAGCGGGCACCGUAGGUCAUAUCCAACGCCACUAGGACCACCAAGAAGUACUUCGCAAGCGAGACAGGCAAGCUUUGCGGCACGACGGUUGCGAGAUACUCAAAGGAUGAAAAGAACCCGGCGUCAUUGGACAGUCGCAAGCAAAGCUCUAUUUCUGGUCAACGAGGUUGAGGCAUACCUGCAGGGCGAGGUGAUCCAAGGCAGUUGGGUUCAACUUCGUAGGUGGCUUGAAGGAGAAGACCGAAUUGUCAGUCCAAAGACCUCGCGACCUACCACAUCAUCUUCCGCCGGCCAAUCAAGGACAACGAAAUUCUUUGACGGGCCUUCUGGGUUUGGAAUGUCCGACAUCGACGUUCGGCCAAGCGAUCCUCGUCUGUUGGCGGAAGCUCACGGAAUAUUUCUGCAAGCUCUGCAAUCCGGGUUGUUCUUCUCGAAUGGGUCCUUUGUUCAGGUCAUGAAAACGCUCGUCACCCAGUGUGAUCACUUUGUUGCACUCUUCUCUCGGCUACAGGCUGUUUGGGAAGGACUGGACCUGCAGGAAGACGAUGGCGUCGUCGACGCCUUCUCGAAUUAUGCCAAGGAUGAACGAGAAGUGCUUUCGGAGAUGGACCGUACAAGCGAUUCGAUAGACGCGAUAGUCACCGAGCUUGUGAACAAAAUUCGGGACCUUGCAGCAGAUAUGCGCACCGGUAUUGGAGCGGACAAUUUUGGGCAAAAUCCGGCUGGAGCUCGCUGGAACGUAGCGAGGUUCACGCCCUGGCAGGCUAGGACGGUGGAUAGACUGGUUAUGAAACUUGAUAGUCUGGCAGAAAGGCCACACGAUGAAAGAGACGGGCUCGACGACGCUGAGCAGUAUGAUGAUGAUUGA